AUGGUGCAGGUGUUCAAUGUCCAAGUUUUCUUUGUGUGCUUCAGAGAGUCACUUGAAGCGGCCAUUGUGGUGUCCACCCUUUUGGCUUUCUUGAAGCAAGGUAUCGGUGCUCCCACCGAUGACCCCAAAACCUAUAAGCGUUUACGUCGUCAAGUGUGGCUCGGUACGAUUAUAGGGGUUUUGAUUUGUGUCAUUCUUGGGUGUGCCUUCAUUGGGGCUUUCUACGGUUUGGGUAAAGACAUUUGGGGCGGGUCUGAAGACCUUUGGGAAUCGAUCUUCUGUCUUAUUGCGGCGAUUUUGAUCACAGCCAUGGGGUUGCCGAUGUUGAGAAUCAACAAGAUGCAAGAAAAGUGGCGGGUUAAGUUGGCUAAGGCACUUGUGCACACCGAUAAGAAGGACAGAUUCAAGAUUGGUCACUUGAUGAAGAAAUACGCCAUGUUCAUUCUUCCCUUCAUUACUUGUUUGAGAGAAGGUUUGGAAGCUGUCGUUUUCAUUGGUGGUGUUGGUCUCAAUUCCCCUGCCUCGGCGUUCCCCAUUCCUGUUAUUGUCGGGUUAAUUGCUGGUAGUGCCUGUGGUAUCUUGUUGUAUUUCUUUGGCUCUGCUGUCUCGCUUAAGGUGUUCUUGAUUAUUUCCACUUGUAUUCUUUACCUUAUUGCCGCCGGUUUGUUCUCAAGAGGUGUCUGGUAUGCCGAGAUGUAUGAGUACGCGAAGAAGACUGGUGGUGAUGCCGCUGAAAAUGGCUCUGGUCCUGGUACCUACGACAUCACCAAGUCGGUGUGGCACGUCAACUGUUGCAACCCCAACAUGGAUCACGGUUGGGAUAUCUUCAACGCUCUUUUCGGCUGGCAAAACUCGGCCACUUACGGGUCCGUUAUCUCGUACAACGCUUACUGGAUCUUCAUCCUCGCCGUUUUGGGGUUGUUGUUCUACGAAGAAAAGUACGGCCACUUGCCUUUCACCAAGUCUAUGACGUUGGCGGAAUUGAACCCUAUGUACCACAUUAAGGGAAAGAAGAAGUACGAAAUGACGGAAGCUGAGAAGCAAGACUUGUUCAACCAAGUGAAGAACCAGAAUGCUAACAUUGAGAUGCAGGAAGUUGAUUCCUACCAAAAGUGA
This is a messenger RNA of Diutina rugosa, 1116 nucleotides long. RefSeq names its product Ftr2p (gene FTR2). Lineage: Eukaryota; Fungi; Ascomycota; Pichiomycetes; Serinales; Debaryomycetaceae. Gene Ontology annotation, molecular function: ferrous iron transmembrane transporter activity. The transcript has a single exon. Bases 1 to 1116 code for a protein of 371 amino acids. The record is from RefSeq and is a predicted model, not a curated record. Gene Ontology annotation, cellular component: high-affinity iron permease complex; plasma membrane. Gene Ontology annotation, biological process: iron ion transmembrane transport.